Messenger RNA from Suillus subalutaceus, 1362 nucleotides. RefSeq lists its product as uncharacterized. NCBI's taxonomy places the organism in Eukaryota, Fungi, Basidiomycota, Agaricomycetes, Boletales, Suillaceae. The transcript is spliced from 4 exons. The coding region runs from base 412 to 1362 and encodes 316 amino acids. The record is from RefSeq and is a predicted model, not a curated record.
GACAAACUUAGUGCUAAGGCGACAAAUCUUUAAAUUGUGAUGCUGACACUCUUGCACAGGUUGUUCUCGGCUUAUAUCCACAAGACUAUUCGUACAAGGCAUUUAAAUCGUCAAGUGUGUUUCACAAUGCAGGAAAUACAAGUCGAAGUGCACAAAAAAGCGGAUGGUGUACAUGCUUGAUCUGAAAAUCGUGCGUAAAUUCAAGUUGGAGUCGAAGAAUUGUGCAAAGUCUGUGACUACGCCUGUUUUUUUACGAAGCAGCAAGAUUGCUGUAAUGUCCAUCCCAGAAAACCUAGUACUGCAGGCAGCAGCACACCCUCAAAGAUGCGAGCAGUGCCAUCAUUGGUCUUGGAGGUGACAUACCUACAUCAGAUGUUGUAGUGGACAGGAAGCUUGGUGAAGGGGGCUAUAAUGAAGUUUUUUAUAUCUUGGCUAUCAGGCUUGGGCGACUCCACAAGAUCCAGGUCUUUCGCUUUACGUAUUCCGAAACCAGAUACUCUCCUGCCUCAUCAGAUAUUAAAUGAGGUCGCUUCCAUUUCCUUGAUAUCUGCACGUUGUCCCGAUAUUCCAGUCCCCAAGAUAUACGCAUUUAGCGCUAACGGGCUGAACCCAUUCAUCGCUCAAGAACAUAUCGAUGGCGAACCUUUGAGUACUAUAUGGAAUCGCUAUACCGAGACGAAGAAGCAUUCAGUUGCCCUGAAGAUCGCUGAGAUAAUUGUUGAUAUGGCGGAGACGCGUUUCAGUGCUAUAGGCGGGUUUGCCAGUCCUAUAAGCUACACCCUUGGACCCACCAUAGAGGGAAGCAAGUUCUUCAAGGGACGUAGCAAAUUUCAUUCCAAUAGAUGCUACCCCAUCGGUCCAUACAAAACCGCAAAGGAAUACAUUCUCGCUUGCUACGACAAAGAGAUAUACUACUAUACCCAUGCCCCCCCGUCCGAUAUCGAUUCCGAUCUUUUCGAAAUCACCUCUCUCGAAGAUUUUGUGCAACAGCUACGAGCUGAGAAGCGUCAGCUAGAGACAAGCUUCGUCGCUGAAGACGAACUAUUUGUGCUCGUGCAUGGAGGCUUUCACGGUCGGAAUGUCAUCAUGCAUGGUACGCAGGUACAAGCUGUCCUCGAUUGGGAGCUUGCAGGUGCAUAUCCUUUGGGUGAGCUGUUAGGAGGGAUGGGAGUCGAUGUUGUGGAAGUCGAGGACUAUAAAUCAGAAAAGGAUAAUGCACUUUCUAGCAGAGAGAUUGUGCGUAGGGUCGAAGAGACGGCGAGACAAAGAGGAUGCGAUGCGAAGGAGUUAGCGCUGUUAUUGGGCAAUGGAGAUCCUGUCCUCGGUAAAGCAAGGACAGAAAUGUUUCCGGCUGAGUACUGA